AUGCCAAUGAAACUAGAAGGAAGCUGCCAAUGCGGCCUCGUAGAAUUUUCUCUCCAAUCCCAGACUCCCGUGCCAUACCAACUCUGCGCUUGUUCCAUCUGUCGCAAAUGUGGGGGUUACGGUGGAUGCGUUAAUCUAGGCGGUAUAGCCUCUACGCUCGAGAUUACCAAGGGCAAAGAACACAUCAAAAAAUACACUGCAACCGCCGACCGUGGCAAACCCACUGCCAAAAAAUGCACAUCCGAACGCAAUUUCUGCAGCGAAUGUGCAUCGAUGCUCUGGCUUUGGGAUAAAACAUGGCCGGAGCUAAUUCAUCCUUUUGCAAGUGCAAUUGAUACGGAACUACCGAUUGCGGAGGAAAUGGUUUGUGUGAAGGGGGAUAGUAAGCCGGAAUAUGUUAGGUGGCCGGAGGGAAAGAAGAAGGUUUAUGAGGGGUAUGGGGAGUUUAGUAUAGAAGAGUGGCAUAAGGAGAAGGGAUUGUGGGUUGCGUGA
Messenger RNA from Botrytis sinoallii, 492 nucleotides. RefSeq lists its product as uncharacterized. NCBI's taxonomy places the organism in Eukaryota, Fungi, Ascomycota, Leotiomycetes, Helotiales, Sclerotiniaceae. The coding region runs from base 1 to 492 and encodes 163 amino acids. The record is from RefSeq and is a predicted model, not a curated record. Gene Ontology annotation, molecular function: carbon-sulfur lyase activity. The transcript has 3 exons.